CUCACUCUAGUGUGUGUGAGAGGGCUGUGAGUGCCGCGUGGACCCCUCCUGAUAUUUUCAACAGGCAGUGCAGGAGACAGAAGUGGAGAGGCAGUUCGCUCUCUCUCCCACACACACACACACACACACACACCGUCUCUCUCUCAGUCUCUAUCGCUGUUUCUGCAUAUGUGCUUGAGUGUGUGUGCGUGUGCACAGACUCCUGCGUGUGCUCAACGUUGUGUGUGCAAGAGACACACAGAAGAAAGAAAGAAAGAAAAAAACUAAGGACAGAUUGAAACAACUCCGCAACUUCUGUCAACAUUUCUGUCUCACUCUGGGCUUUUUGUGGCGCUCUAAGAUUUUCACGCAGACAGUGAGGAUCCGUUGUUGUGACGGCUGGAGGGGGAUUUGCGCUCUGAGCCUCUUCACUUUCUUCGUUAUCAGGGGAGAGACAGCAGACCGGGAGAGCCAUGUCUGGAGCGCUCCUGAGGAGGAACUCCAGCAAGCAGGGCUUACAGAACCUGCUGAGGGUGACGGCCCAGAGGAGUAUUGAAGAUGCCGAGGAGAUUGAGAGGGAGCGCAGACGUAGGGCACGCGAGGCCUUCCGUAAAGAACACGGCCUCUCCGCACCCGAAGGGGCCUCGCUGGACGCCGAGACCUCAGUAGAGGCUACACCGUCAGCCCAGAACUUUACGAGUCCCGCAAAGGCCACUGGCUCCGUGGUUCUGGAUGAGGAUGAAGGCUUCAGUGACUGGACACAGAAGCUGGGACAGGAGCGCAGGCUCCGGCUGGAGAACGGGCGACCGGCGGAACCGACAGCCGAACGGGGAAUGAACGGAACCGCCAAGCACACAGAGAAGAUUCACUGCUCCUCCUCUGCCACAUUUACCAGGCUGCAGAGGCCGCCACAGGAGAAUGAGAACCAUGAGGCGGUCAGGGAGGAGGAGGAGACGCGUCUGGGGAGCAGGAUGACUGAGAAGAGGAGGAAGGACUUUGGACGAAAGGAACACAGUCAAGUAGACAAAGAGAUGAAGAAGAAGGAAGUGAAAGUAUCCUACACAUCCAAAGUCCUCAUGCAGCACGAGUCCAAACCCAAGAACAACAUAGAGGAAGAGGGAACAGCUUCACAUGUGAUCAGAGCCAGGAAGACUCUCAGAAGCCCGAGCCAGUCCCAGCCGGCGGCCGCGUCGGAGCCCCAGGGACGUGGCGAGGAGGCGCCGCUCCUGGAGACGGAGCAGAAGCUGGAGAAGAUCCGGCGCAGCCACCAGGAGAAGGAGAGCCAGGAGCUGGAGCAUCUGCGGCAGAAGCAGGUGGAGGCCGAGGCCGAGCUGGAGGAGCUGCAGAAGAGGAGGGAGCUGAGGCGCCGCGUGCGCGAGGAGGAGGAACGCCGGAAGGAGGAGGAGGAGCAGCAGAGGCAGGCCAAGGAGGAGGAGGAGAGGAGACACAUGAAGGAGGAGAUUGAGAGGAGGAGGACGGAGGCAGCCGAGAAGCGGAUGAAGAGCUUGAACGAUGGGGAGGAACCGUUCAACGCACUCAGUCCCAAGAGCCCCACAGUGAAGAGGGAGGAUGAGGAGAGAUUGACAGCUGAGAGUACAGACUUGAUCACAGAGCGGACAGAGUCUUUGAACCGUUCGCUGAAGAAGAGCAACAGCUUCAAGAAGACCCCUCCUCCGCUGCUCCUCUCCAAGAUCGAUGACAAGCUGGAGCAGUACACUCACGCGGUCGAGAUUUCCUCAAAAGAGACCAAGCCGGCCAAGGCAGCUGUGAUGGACGUGCUGAGUCCUCCCAAGCCAGUGGCCUCCACCAAGAGCCUGUUUGAAGCCGGGGAGGCCUGGAGCCCAACAGCCCCCCGAGGCCAGCCAUCUAAGGAGACGGAAGGGAUGACAGUAGGUGUGGCUGAUCUGAUCACCCACUGGGUAAAAGGGUCUCCUGAUGGCAGCAACAGAAACUCCCUAAGAUCUGCGGAUGUGAAACCAGGUGAUGUGCUGCAGAAGAAGAAUCUUUGGGAGAUUAUAGGCGAGAACUCUUCAUCAGGCAAACCUGGGUUAGGAGGAAAGGGCAAUCCUUCUGGAAAGAGGUACAAAUUUGUUGUGACUGGCCAUGGCAAAUAUGAGAAGAUCCCUGUAGAUGAUGAGGAUUAUUGUGAUUUUUCAAAUGGAAAAACAGGUGAAUUAUGCCAUGGUGACUUCUGAGACAUCAAUGACAGCUGAUCAUCCUAAAGGGAAGUAGAAUCAACUGGUGUGGUUUCACACAAGCCUUCUCUAGCCAUUCUGUAUUGUAGACACUUCUGCUCUUAAUACCACACAUUAGGCACCUGACAUGUUAUAUGUUCCCACUUGCAGUGUUAGCUCUAAUUUUGUUCUCUUGUCGUCAUGUUAAAUGUCCAAGAUGUCUGUCUAAGAUGUCUAUCUAUGAUAUUUGUUUUUGUAUGAAAAGAACUUAAAUGUAUCAUCCUUAACAGUACAACUAUGCAAGCUUUACUGAACUGCCAUCAUGUAAAAGAGCCAGGGGAUCUUCCUGAAUGUUUGAUUUAUUCAAGGCAAGGGCAUACAUUUUAAAUUAGUAUCAUGAUUGCUUUUACAUAUUUGAUAAAUUGCUUAUCUAAAAUCAAUGCAUAUGCAGUUGGCUAAAUGUCUAUGCCAAUGAUAACUUUGUAUUUUCCACCCUGUGAUUUCCACUUUUGUAAUUCAGACUGAUACAUACAACAGAGGUGGUCACAGAACUGUGGUUCUGAUUGGUUGUUGCAUCCUGUGAUUAUAUAAGCACACAACAUUCCAUGCACAAAAAAAACUGUUUUUACUGAUAUAUGUUUCUUCAUUAGUGGUCCUAAGCUUUCUUUCUCUUCCACUAUUUAAUGAUUUGCAUUCCAAACCAUGAGAAUAAAGAUGUAUUGCCUUUCACAAAUAUUAAACACAUAUUUGAGGUCUUGAAAUGAUAACAUGUUAAUAUAAAGCUGAACACUGGAGUAAGACCCUCAGCAUCUUUAAUAUGGUCUGUACUAUCUAUCCAAUCUGUGUGAGGGACCUUUUUCUAAUUGUGAAUACAUUUUAGUUGAUACUUCAACUAAAUUAUCUAUAUGAUCAUGUAAAAUACACAGUCAUUUUGACUUUCAGCAAAUGUGACACAUUUAAGUCGUAAAACCUGGCUUGAUUGGAAUUCCAAAUGCUCUAACCAUGUCGUUUUUAAAACAGUUCCAUCCCUGUAUCACCCUUGUUCUGUUGAAGUUCUUUUGAAGUGUAUUUUUUUCAAAUGCAAUAAAAUAUUUUAUAUGGUUAA
Molecule: messenger RNA, 3258 nt
Organism: Alosa sapidissima (American shad)
Lineage: Eukaryota; Metazoa; Chordata; Actinopteri; Clupeiformes; Clupeidae
Gene: lsp1a
Product: lymphocyte specific protein 1 a
Exons: 15
Coding region: 453-2174 (573 amino acids)
Biological process (GO): muscle contraction
Molecular function (GO): calmodulin binding; actin binding; myosin binding
Source: RefSeq, a predicted model, not a curated record